This is a messenger RNA of Oryza sativa Japonica Group (Japanese rice), 987 nucleotides long. The record is from RefSeq and is a predicted model, not a curated record. NCBI's taxonomy places the organism in Eukaryota, Viridiplantae, Streptophyta, Magnoliopsida, Poales, Poaceae.
AUGGCGACGGAGUGCACGACGUCGACGAGCACGACGGCGACGGUGGAGGGGCGGCACAGGUUCCGCGUCGCCGGGUACGGCGCCACCAAGGGCGCCGCGCCCGGCCACCGCGUGGCGUCGGGGACCUUCACCGUCGGCGGGUUCGACUGGGCCGUCGUGUUCUACCCGGAGGGCGUCACGGCCGCCGACAUGGACUUCGUCUCGGCGUUCCCGGCGUGGGGGCACCUGAGGUUCAUGCGGCGGCGCGAGCUGGAGGAGAUGGGGUUCGUCCGCGACGACCGCCUCACCAUCGAGUGCGUCGUCAACGUCGUCCUGGACCCCGUCGUCACCGCCGGCGACGCGCCGGAGCUCGACCAUCCGCCGUCGAACAUCCUCGGCCACCUCGCCGGGCUCCUCGGCGACAAGGGCACCGCCGACGUGACGCUCGUCGUGCGGGGCGAGGAGUUCGCCGCGCACCGGGCGGUGCUCGCCAUGCGUUCGCCGGUGUUCAAGGCGGCGCUCUACGGGCCAAUGAAGGAGUCCACGGACGCGAACGCCGGCCGCGUCGCCAUCGACAGCGUCGAGCCGGCGGUGUUCCGGGCUCUCCUCCACUUCAUCUACACCGACACGACCGCCGCCAUGGACGACCUCGACGACGACGACGACGACAAGGCGCAGAUGAUCAUGCACCUUCUCGAGGCCGCCGACCGGUACGACGUCGAGAGGCUGAAGCUGAUCUGCGAGCUCAUGCUCUGCAAGAGCAUCGCCGUGGACACCGUCGCGGCGACGCUGGCAAUGGCGGAUCAGCACCAUUGCCAGAAGCUCAAGGAGGCGUGCAUCGAGUUCUUGGCCACCUCCAAGAAGAUGGAAGGCGUCAUGGAAAGCCAAGGGUACGAGAAGAUGAAGCUAUCUUGCCCUUCUUUCAUGGUGGAUUUGUGGGAGAUAAUAGGCAGGAAGAUGACCUCUUAUUCUGUUAUUCCCAAUAUCUAUGCAAGAGACAAGGACUAA